This is a messenger RNA of Ruditapes philippinarum (Manila clam), 3695 nucleotides long. RefSeq lists its product as uncharacterized. Gene Ontology annotation, molecular function: zinc ion binding. Bases 117 to 1862 code for a protein of 581 amino acids. The record is from RefSeq and is a predicted model, not a curated record. Lineage: Eukaryota; Metazoa; Mollusca; Bivalvia; Venerida; Veneridae. The transcript is spliced from 2 exons.
CAUAAAUCCAAUAGUAACGGUAAAUAUUUACGUUAAACCUUUAGAAAAAGUUAAGAUCAUUACAGUAGAUGAUUUAAAACCUGUGUCACAAUAUUGAGCAUAACUUAAGGUAAAACAUGGCAGUGUCAGGAAAGAAAGCUUCAAAACAAUUUUCAUCAUCUACAACAUCCAUGACAUCAGAUGAAGAUCUUCAAGUUUACUGCCAGCCUUGUGAUGAGGAAGGACCGAGACUCCCUGCCCAUGGUUACUGCACUGACUGCAAGGAACAUCUUUGCCACACAUGUUUUACAGCCCAUAAAAUAAAUAGGCUUUCCAAACAUCAUACACUUCAGGACGCUACUAAUAUGCCUAAAAUUUUGCAGCAACCCUCAACAUCCACACACACAGGUCAGUUUGAUGUCCUAACCACAUUAUGUGUUAAACAUCCACAAGAAAUGAUCAAGUUCUACUGCAAUGACCAUACAGAAUUUCUGUGCAGUGUUUGUGUUACCCUUGAACAUCAAGUUGCUUCCUGCAAAGUUAACUAUAUACCAGACAGUUCUGGUGAUAUUAUAGACAGCAAAGAAUAUCAAGUUAUCUUGAAUGCAGUAAAUACCACUUCUGACAAAUUUCAACAGAUGGUAGAAGAUGUCAAGAACAUGAUAUACAAAUCAAACAGCUCUCUCAAACAUGCAUUCGUUGACAUUAAAAAGUUUCGGCAAGAAAUCAACCAAAGACUAGAUGAACUUGAGAGACAGGCUGAAGAUGCAGCUAAAGUCAUAGAACAAGAUAACAAAAAACAUCUGAAAGCAGUAGAAGAAAUUUGUGAAGUUAUAACCAAAUCUUUGAAGAUAUCAGCAGAUAAAAUCAAACAACUAAACACAUCACAACAGGCCAACAAACUUUUUAUGGAACUAAAACUUGCAGAGAAAACAAUACAGAGUGUGGAGGGAAAAGCUAAACAACUUUUAUCGUAUGAUAUCAAAGAGCACAACUUUCAAUCAAAUGAUGUAAUAUUAAAUGUGUUUAAAAAAACAAAGUCACUGGGUACACUGAAAACUUUUAAUAAAGAAUGUCAACCUAUACAGAUAAAGUCUAGACAGUCUUCACAUGAGGGAGAAAUCUGUGUAAAGACAUCAAAAGAUGAACACAACAGCCAUAUAACAGGAAUGACUCUGCUGACUCCUGAUCUUCUUAUCAUCACUGACUGUGAUAACUAUGCUGUAAAGAUGGUGGAUAUCAGCAGUCAAUCUGUGUCUGAUCAACUACAACUAGAUGCUAAACCAUUGGAUAUCACCAGAGUAAGCAGUACUGAACUUGCUGUCAUACUUCCUAACAUACAAACAAUAAAAUUUAUAUCAAUCUCAUCAAACAAACUCAUAAAGAAGCACGCUGUAAAGGUUGAUGGAAAAUGUCAUGGUAUAAGCUGUUACCAAGAAAAACUUGUUGUGUCAUACCUUAAUCCUGCAAAACUUCAGAUACUUGAUAUGAAUGGCACUAUACUGAAAACAAUUGCUGGACAUAAUAUUUUCAGUUCUCCAUGUGAUGUCAUUAGUAACAGAAGUUCUAUCUAUGUAACUGACUGUGUAAUGAAGACAAUAACAAGAUUAAACUGGCAAGGUGAUGUGAUAGGUAGUUAUAGUGGUAUGAGUGAUCCUUGUGGAAUGUCACUGUCAGAUGAUGGUACUGUCUUUGUGUGUGACUGGGAGAGAAAUGUUAUAGAAGAGAUAUCAGGAGACUGUUCUACAGGAAAGGUGGUGCUGCAGGAUCUGAAGGAACCAGUGGCUGUAUGUUGGUGUGGAGAAACAAAAAAGCUGUAUUAUAGCUGUCUUGCUAUGAAUAAAAAACAUGACAACUUCCUUUUCAUCUAUAAACUGUCAUAGAACAAUACAAUUUUAACUGCAUUAUCAACAUAAGUUAUUACCUAAUCCACUGCAUAUGUUUGAUAUUUUUCGUACAAUAAAGUGGAUAGAUCUAUAAUGGACACAUUUUCCAUUAGUGUUUUAAAAAUUGAUGAAAAUAAUAGGAAUGUAUCAUUUGGAAAUUGUAUUAAAACAGUGCUUGGGGAAAAAGUGCUGUUCAUGUUCUCAGUAGUAUACAUGGUAUUAAACAUUUAUAUGAUGAAUAAUAAUAUUUUGUUUUAGAACAUUUUUAUCAUCUGCAAUAUAAAUAUAUAUGUAUUAUCGGAUCAUGUGUCUGACACUGCCAACAACAUCCACAUAUGAUUCUAUUGUGGUUUGUUGAAAUAUCUGAUACUAAAUACUAUCAACAUAAUUAUUUUUUGUUUAACAGACCAAACAUUAUACAGUGUUAUAGACCGAUUCACUUUAAGUCAUCAAAAAUAAAAUUGGGUUUGUCAUAAAAACAUAUUACAAAUUUAGGAAAAUAUUUUUAAUGGAAGAAUUGCAUAAAAAUAUUAAAAAUCUUAUGUGAUUUGGUUACACAUUCUUUAAUAAAUGUUAAGGAUAAAUGAUCUGAGGAAAUCUUAUGCUGAAGCAUUUGAUAUAGUGAUUAAAAUGCCUGUCAAGAGUACCACAUUCGUAAUUCUACAAUCAAAUAAUCAUGCAGUUUUAUCACUUUAAAUUGUUUUGGGACAGAUAAUGUGAAAUAGACUGUCUGGAAUUUAGAAGGAAUACAUUCUCAAUGGAAGAAAAUGUAGGGCAAAUUUCUUUAAUAUUUGAUACAAUACAUUUUUGUCCAGUGGACCACUUGAAUUUGGGAUAAAAAAAAACAUUUUAGUCUAGUGGUGCUUUUUUUUCUCCAAACUAUAGCCUUGAACUCAUAAAUGGUUAUGCCCUCAGUGAUCAUUGACUCCAAUAGCAACCAGAGACUUUCAUUAGCAACCAUUGACUUAUAUUGCAUAGAUUGAUUUUCCUAAACAAGUAGUGAUUUCUAUUACAGCCAUUGACUUUUCAUAUAAAGGAACUGUUGAUCAGUUAUUUCGAUAGCAACUCUUAACUUUCCAUAUCAACAAGUUAUUUUCAAAAGCAGCCAUUAAUUGUUGCAUUAGCAACAAUUGACUACUAUACAAAACUGUUGAUUUUCCAUCAAUUUUGCAAUCAAUGGGCUUUCAUUAUAGCUACAUUUAGUUCCAUUGACGUUUUUAUGCAAAAACUGACUUCUAUAGCAGCAAAUUAUUUUCCAUGGCAACCAGAGACUUUUAUAGCAAAAACUGACUUUUUAUUUUCCAUGGCAACCAGAGACUUUUAUAGCAAAAACUGACUUUUCACAGAUACUAGUGACUUCACAUAAGUCAUGAAUGUUCAACAGCAACCAGAGACUUGUAACAGCAACCAUUGACUUUCCAUAGCAACUAGGGACAUUUCAUAGCAACUAUUGACUUUAUUUAGCAACUGAAUACCUUCUUUGCAAUCAUAUUAAUCAAUGUAAUGGACCCCUCCUGCUUUCUAUUAAGAACUGUUUAUUCUUGAUCAAAGGAAUGUUGAUAUCAAAACCCUUAUACUACACUGCUUACAAUAUAGAGUCUUAAAAGACUGAUAAAUAUAUGUAUGAAGUCUAUGCUUGAUGAGGUUUACAAACAAUAUCAACAUGGGGAGUCUUGCAUACAGUAUUGCCUAUUUCUAUACUGCUGAAAGUGCUUGUGUUAUAGCUAUUUAUACAUACCUGACCCAGAUGAGAGCAUGGUACCACCAUAUAGAUCUAACGCCAGAUAGGAAUACGGUAUACCAAACACCAGUAUUAUAGCACCAAUCAGU